CUUACUUAAUAGAUGAUCUCAGCUGAGGUUGUUCGACGCUCGUGGUCUCUCUUUUCGGUCUAUUCUCUCAUUAAAAGUGAUUGUUUUUUUUUUUGGUCCUUCGUCUGAAGACAAUCAUUCACUUUGUCAUGUCGUUGGAAAAAGAAGAUGGUGCUGUGGAAAAACUUAUGGAGGAGGGAAAAAAGAAAGUGGAUAAUGAUGGCGACAAGUAUGAUGAGCUAAACAAAUUGGAGUUAUCCGAUCAUGCAGAAACUGCAUACGCAGGCAUGGGUAAAGAAGAACUCAUGAAGUAUGCUAACAGUCCAUUUUGGGUGCGACUAAGGUGGUUGUUGUUUGUUACAUUUUGGCUUUCAUGGUUUGCUAUGAUGUUUGGUGCACUAUUCAUCAUAUUCUUCACUCCUAAAUGUUUCCCGUCUUCUAAACAUGAAUGGUAUCAGAAAAGUCCAGUCUACAUUAUUAAUGCAUCUUCUCUUGCCAAUGAAAGUAAUUUUGAUGAGAAAAUUGAAUACCUGCAAAACUUGGGUGUUCAAAAUGUAGUAUUGACAUCAGUGUUUCAAGCUGAUGGAGAUAAAGUUAUAGAUUUUAAGCAAGUAAAUAGUUUUUUGGGAAAUAAUGUAACAAUGAAAGAUCUAAUUAAAAAUUUAAAAACUAAAGGUAUGAAAGUAAUGUUGAAAUUAGUUCCUAAUCAUUCUUCAAAGUUAAACGUGAUGUUUGUACGAUCAGUUCUAAAAGAAAAAUAUUACGACAAUUAUUACAUUUGGAAUCCUGGUAAAGAUAUGGGUGAUGAUAAACAUUAUCCUAUUAACAAUUGGUUGAGUGUAACUGGAGAAUCUGCCUGGAGUUGGGAUGUAAAUCGAAAAGAGUUUUAUCUUCACAAGUUCUCUGCAGAUGAGCCAGACUUUAAUUUCCGCAAUGAAGAUGUUGUAAAAUAUUUUGAGGAAGUGUUUAAGUAUUGGUUGGAUAUGGGAGUUGAUGGAUUGUACUUGGAUAAAGUUCAAUAUUUGUUUGAGGAUAAAAAUUUAAAAAAUGAUACUGUUAUUACACCAAAUAUGAACUUAAAGUAUGAUUCUCUUAAUCAUAAAGCCACAUCUAACCUUCCAGAAACCAAUGAGUUGUUAUCACGUUGGGGUGAUUUAAUAAGAAAUUAUUCUGGAGUAUUGAUUGUAAGUGACCUUGAUUCUAAGGAUAUUAAAGGAAUAAAUAUGAUUCAUAGUUCUGUGCCUUUGACAUCUAAUUUUACUGGAGAACAAUUACUUCAUGCUAUUUUAUCUAAAACAACUAUGCCAUCUUCUUCAUGGUCUUCUUGGGAAUGGGUAUGCACUGAUAAACCAAAUUGCUGGAAAAAUGAAAUGAUUGAUGCAUUCAAUAUUCUUGGUUCAUUGUUACCUGGUGUUCCAUUUAUUAAUGCUGACCCUAAAAUCUUUGAAAAUAACAAUAUACCAAAUAUAACAUUUAUUCAAAGCACUCUAAAAGAAUUACGGUCAAUGCCUACGAUUGAAUUUGGUUCCUUUAAUGCCAAACUAUUAAAUAAUUAUACAGUAUUCGCUUUUGAUAGGGUAAUGAGUGGUUCAGAAAGCCUUUUAUUUGCCUGGAAUUUAAGUCAAAAUGUUACUGUUCUAAACUUAAAUUCAUUUGAUGGAAUUCCUGCAGAAGUAAAUUUAUCACUCUGUACUGAAACUGCCUGCUCCAUACUUCCUUCUCCUAAUUCAAAAGUCAACAGCAAUGAAUUGAGGCUUGCUGGUGAAUCUGCUGUGGUUUUGACUUUUUAAAUGGUUAAAUAUGCCUAGCAUAUUAAUAACAUUUAUUGAAACCAGUGAACAAAAUCAUUAAUCUUUUGCUUAAGUAUUAAUAUUAAUAAUAAUAACUUAU
Melanaphis sacchari is the source of this 1869-nucleotide messenger RNA. Its product is annotated as neutral and basic amino acid transport protein rBAT-like. The transcript is spliced from 10 exons. Bases 129 to 1769 code for a protein of 546 amino acids. Gene Ontology annotation, biological process: amino acid transport; carbohydrate metabolic process. Lineage: Eukaryota; Metazoa; Arthropoda; Insecta; Hemiptera; Aphididae. The record is from RefSeq and is a predicted model, not a curated record.